This is a messenger RNA of Aricia agestis (brown argus), 2231 nucleotides long. It is a transcript of the gene Acadvl, whose product is annotated as very long-chain specific acyl-CoA dehydrogenase, mitochondrial. Gene Ontology annotation, molecular function: very-long-chain fatty acyl-CoA dehydrogenase activity; fatty-acyl-CoA binding; flavin adenine dinucleotide binding. The transcript has 5 exons. Lineage: Eukaryota; Metazoa; Arthropoda; Insecta; Lepidoptera; Lycaenidae. Bases 224 to 2086 code for a protein of 620 amino acids. The record is from RefSeq and is a predicted model, not a curated record.
ACUUCCAUCCACAAUGCGAAAAAAAUUGAUAUCAAAUCAAACUUCAUAAACUCAGAACCCUCAGAACUAGUAGUGUAAAUUGUAAUGUUGGCAUAAGUUUUUAUAUAGAAACUGUGUUUGUAACAUUUUCCUAGAAGCUUCUUACAUUCUUCUUUGCAUACUCGAGAUCGUUAUAAAUUAACCUAAUUUAUACAGUAAUCUUCAGAGGGAAACAAAACUCAAAAUGAAAGGUUCUAAAUGUGUCGUGUACGCCAAUCGUUGUUUGGGCAGCAGGAUAUCUAGCCAAAGACGGCUGGCGACGGCGGCGGCGAAGGAGGCCCCGCGGCCGGCGCGGCAGAGCGGCUCCUUCACCAUGAACCUGUUCCGCGGGCGCGUGGAGCCGGCGCAGGUGUUCCCCUUCCCUGAGCCGCUCAGCGAGGAGCAGCGCCAGACCCUCGCCGAGCUCGUGCCGCCCGUCGAGAAGUUCUUCCAGGAGGUUAACGACCCGGCAAAGAACGACGCGACGGCGCAGAUCGACGAGACGACGCUGGCGGGGCUGUGGGAGCUCGGCGCCUUCGGUCUGCAGGUGCCCGGCGAGCUGGGCGGGCUGGGGCUGAGCAACACGCAGUACGCGCGCCUGGUGGAGGUGGUGGGCGCGCACGACCUCGGCGUCGGCAUCACGCUCGGCGCGCACCAGUCCAUCGGCUUCAAGGGCAUCCUGCUGGUCGGCACGCCGGAGCAGAAGGCCAAGUACCUGCCGCGCGUCACCGCCGGCGAGUACGCCGCCUUCUGCCUCACCGAGCCCUCCUCGGGCUCCGACGCCGGUUCCAUCAAGUCGCGCGCGGUGCUGUCGCCGGACGGGCAGCACUACAUCCUCAACGGCUCCAAGAUCUGGAUCAGCAACGGCGGGAUCGCCGAGAUCAUGACCGUCUUCGCCCAGACCCCCGUCGAGAAGGACGGCAAGACCGUCGACAAGGUGACGGCGUUCAUCGUGGAGCGCGGGUUCGGCGGCGUGUCGUCGGGCCCGCCCGAGAACAAGAUGGGCAUUCGCUGCUCCAACACCGCCGAGGUGUACUACGAGGACGUGCGCGUUCCCGUCGCCAACGUGCUCGGCGGCGUCGGCAACGGCUUCAAGGUCGCCAUGAACAUCCUCAACAAUGGCCGCUUCGGCAUGGCGGCCGCGCUGGCGGGCACGCAGCGCGCCGCUCUGCGCCAGGCCGCCGAGCACGCCGCCACGCGCGUGCAGUUCGGCCGCCGCCUCGCCGACUUCGCCUCCGUGCAGGAGAAGCUCGCGCGCAUGGCGCAGCUGCAGUACGUCACCGAGUCGCUCGCCUACCUCGUCAGCGGCACCAUGGACGCCGGCGCGCAGGACUACCACCUCGAGGCGGCCAUCUCGAAGGUGUUCGCGUCCGAGGCGGCGUGGGCCGUCGUCGACGAGGCGAUCCAGGUGCUCGGCGGCAUGGGCUACAUGAAGGCGACGGGGCUCGAGCGCGUGCUGCGCGACCUGCGCAUCUUCCGCAUCUUCGAGGGCGCCAACGACAUCCUGCGCCUUUUCGUGGCGCUGACCGGCAUCCAGUUCGCGGGCUCGCACCUGCAGGAGCUGAUGCGCGCCUUCAAGAACCCCGCCGCCAACCUCGGGCUGAUCUUCAGCGAGGCGGGUGCGCGCGCAGGCCGGGCGGUGGGGCUCGGCGGCGCGGGCGGCGCGCUCGAGCCGCUCGUGGCGGCGGAGCUGCGGCCGGCGGCGCGCGAGCUGGCGCGGCGCGUGCAGGAGUUCGGCGGCGCUGUGGAGGCGGCGCUGCGCAAGUUCGGCCGCGGCGUGGUGGAGGAGCAGCUGGUGCUGCAGGCGCUGGCGGCCGGCGCCAUCGACGCCUACACCACCGCCGCGGUGCUGGCGCGCGCCUCCCGCGCCGCCCGCCUCGGCCUGCCCUCCGCCGCCCACGAGCUGCGCCUGGCGGAGGCGUGGGCGGAGGCGGCGACGGAGCGCAUGGGUGCGGUGCCGCUGGCGCUGUCGCCGCGCGCGCUGGCGCAGGGCAAGCGCGUCACGGAGCUGGGCCGGGCGGUGGCGGCGGCCGGCGGUCAGCCCUGCCCCUCGCCCCUCAACUUGUGAUGUGUCGCUCCGCACCUGAAUUUCUCCGACAUCAUGCGUGUUCGAUGCGCCCGAUUAUUAUAAUAAUAUCUAUCACGCACGAUCGUACUCGUCGACCUCUAUAAUCCGGCGGGCCGGUGUACCGACGUGCCGGUGUACCGACGUG